AUGAAAAGCCCUGAAGUGAUAGCAGCUGCGGUGGAAAUGGUAGAGCCUGGGAGCUCCAGCAGGCCUAGUUCGGUGUCGGACAGACGAUUGCCGCCGCGACGCAGGAGCCCCUCCGACAUCACCAGGGCCAAGUCUAAGGCUAUCGCCUCUACCACCGCUGACUCCCCCGCGGUCGAGAGGUAUGCCUAG
This is a messenger RNA of Perkinsus marinus ATCC 50983, 189 nucleotides long. RefSeq lists its product as hypothetical. NCBI's taxonomy places the organism in Eukaryota, Perkinsozoa, Perkinsida, Perkinsidae. The transcript is spliced from 3 exons. The coding region runs from base 1 to 189 and encodes 62 amino acids. The record is from RefSeq and is a predicted model, not a curated record.